This is a messenger RNA of Limulus polyphemus (Atlantic horseshoe crab), 2666 nucleotides long. RefSeq lists its product as uncharacterized. Bases 644 to 2464 code for a protein of 606 amino acids. NCBI's taxonomy places the organism in Eukaryota, Metazoa, Arthropoda, Merostomata, Xiphosura, Limulidae. The record is from RefSeq and is a predicted model, not a curated record. The transcript has 2 exons.
CUUUGUGAAUAGCCGUAUCUUUGAGGGGAAGGUACAAACAGGUUUGGCCGCGCAGACAAUCUUCGGCUACCCACCCCAAGGAAAGCCGCAUUAGCUUGAUCUGUCGUGCCUCUGGCUAAACACUAUCGGUGCGAACCGCCUGGUUGGAGAGUAUACUUACCUGCUGAUAUGGUCUCAGAACUACAAUCUAAAACAUAGCUAUUUUACAAGUGCUUGCGAGAGAACUCGGACGACGGAAGAAGUGUGUUCUAGAGUCUAGACUAAAGAAAAGGAGAGAGUAGGGGAGGGCUAGGUGGAGUAGCAAGUUUGAGCAAACAUUGCAAACCUGUUGAAUUCACUAGGAAUACGUUAACAAUACUACAGCUGUCGUGAUCAUCUAGUGCUUCAGUAGACUUUGUGUUGGUCAUAGGACCAUAUCGUCACACGUGAUUUAACAUGCUUUGUCGCCAUCCUGUUAUGUUACAGUUUUCCAGUAAACUAUGACCAUCACGUGCUGCAGUUAUGACGUUCAACAUAUCGACCUCGUUCACGUCUCUCUGAGAAAUUUAUCUUUGUUCCACACAGUGUAAACAUACAAGCUUGUUGUCGACCGUGUUGUAACGUUUUAGUAGUCAUAUGGGAGACAAACUGUUACGGUAAGAAGAUGAGAGUCAAGUGGAACCGAAAUUUAGACGGUUUCUCCGGAAGUGAUACAAGGCAUGGAUACAAGUCACUGCCGACUUCGCGAGGACGUUUUCCCGUUUCAGAUCAUGGCCCCUCUGACAAAAGGGAGAAUCAAUAUACUUCUUCGAGUACUAGUCAUUGGAAAUCAUACCGUCAGCGUUUUGGCAUCUUCAGUAUUCUUCGGUGUAGAGAAUGCUGUACAGAUCCAGCUGCUGAAGAAGGUUUUAAGCAGUCACAUGACGUGAAGUAUAAUAGCCCACAGAAUUACACUAGACUCCAGUACCACACAAGCCUGCUCUCUGGUGGUGAUCCUGUACGAUGCAAUGAGAAAAGUCACGUUUCUAUAGCGGGAAAAAUUGACCAACAUGUAAAGCGUUUAAAACAUAACAGCAAAGUUACGAAUAAAUCUCAGCAAACUGCAAGCCAAACAGUGAAAGUAGUUAAAUUUGAAAGGUCGCUAGUUUCCCAUGACUUACAAGGUCAUUCAAGCGUAACAUUUCAAAGCCCCAAGAUCUUUUCUUGUCAUAAACUUGCAGAUGACAUUCUUCCUUUCUGUACGAUUGGUACCAAUACAGUAGCAAUCGAAAGCGACACACCGAAUAAUUAUUUAAUUCAUUCUUCUCAACCUUCAUACACUACUUUGGAGGAUAAUAUAAGCCGUGGAGGACAGCCGCUAACGACGUUUAGUUCUACUCCUGUGUCCUGUAAUGACAGUCGAAAAAAAAAGUUACAAAAUCCUGAGAGCACAAUAAAAGAAGACUCGGCAAGUUUAGAAUGUUCGUCUUCACUGACAAAGGAAGAAAGAAAACUCAAUACCCCAAGAAUGUCAGCCUCGUCUAGAAGAUACCAGUAUCGUGAUGGCAAUACUAGAGAACUAAGUAGAAGUUGUGAUGACAAUAGUUUUGAUGAUCGGUUGUCUACAAUCACUCCAUUAGUUUUUCACGUGGGAAAUAGCAAGAGUGUCCGUCAAAAUAAUCUCACUCCUCCUCCUGGUUAUAAGGUCAUGAGAGUAAAGCCGAACAUGUCAACAACCCUUACAGUGCCGAUAGAAAACUUAACUCAGGCGUCUUUCAGUACGCAAGAAAUUACCCACAUGCCGAAAAGCAUGACUUCAUUUUGUUCCAUAUCGAGUGCCGAUUCUUCUUAUGUCUCACAACUCAAACAGGACAAAUACGAUAGUACUUUUAGUAUUAGUUCCAAAAUUCCAGUUUUAACAAACAAAUCUACAAAUGCUCCAUUUUCUCGUGAAAGUGGAGCUCGAAAAGACAUUUAUCAAGAUGUUGUUGAGUCACCAUCACCAGAUAUACGUGUUUCCGAUUCACGGCUUAGAUUUCAAAUAUUGCCUGUAGAUCUUGCAAACAGAGAAAAACUUUGUGAUGAAAAAUUCAAAUGCGAGACAUCUAGAAGGAGACAUAAGCAUGUUAAAGAUGAAGAUUCUGAGGUAGACAGAAAUUCCUUCAGGACCAAAGCCAACCAUGGAAGAAGCAAUCUUGAAUCAAAGGAUCUUCUUUGCGAUGGAAAACCAGAGAAGUCCAUGGAUGAGGACACUGUAAAUAUUGAUGUCCUGGACUCGUGUAGCAAUAUUUCUGUUGAUGGUAGUUGUUCACAUGAGUCACCGUGUAGGCAUCAGCAGACAACAAACAUCAUUGUCACCAAGGCAGAAAUUAUUAAUUCAUAUGAACCGUCAGUAAUGAAAGCAGCUUCAACUAGAACUGAUCUCCAUAUAGACUACCACCAUAGCCCUGACGUCACGAUACUCGAAACUGGGAAAGCUUGUUUCGGCCCUCUGAAAUCUUUAUGAAGCUACUAAAAUUAACUAAUGGAAGUAUACCAAGUUUUUAUAUCACUGCUGGUGUUGGACUUUUUGCAGAGACGUCUGUUGUGUAUAGUAGGGCAUCUUAGCGGACAUACCAUUAAAUACACACCGUUACAUACCAUUAAAUACACACUUAUCAGAAAAUGGGUUUUCUUGACUAUCUAAGUUUGACAACAAACCCGAGCAA